Molecule: messenger RNA, 793 nt
Organism: Hemiscyllium ocellatum (epaulette shark)
Lineage: Eukaryota; Metazoa; Chordata; Chondrichthyes; Orectolobiformes; Hemiscylliidae
Product: histone H2A, sperm-like
Exons: 1
Coding region: 17-409 (130 amino acids)
Cellular component (GO): nucleosome
Molecular function (GO): structural constituent of chromatin; DNA binding; protein heterodimerization activity
Source: RefSeq, a predicted model, not a curated record
UUGUGAAGUUGUGACCAUGACUGGAAGAGGAGGAAAGGGCAGCGGGAAAGGUCGCGCCAAGGCGAAGUCUCGGUCGUCCCGGGCUGGCCUGCAGUUCCCGGUGGGCCGUGUUCACAGGCUCCUGAGAAAGGGUAACUAUGCUGAGCGUGUGGGUGCCGGAGCGCCGGUCUAUCUGGCUGCGGUGCUGGAGUAUCUGACGGCUGAAAUCCUGGAGCUGGCCGGCAACGCGGCCCGGGACAACAAGAAGACCCGCAUCAUCCCCAGGCACCUGCAGCUGGCCGUGCGCAACGACGAGGAGCUCAACAAGCUGCUGGGAGGGGUGACCAUCGCUCAGGGCGGGGUGCUGCCUAAUAUCCAGGCCGUGCUGCUGCCCAAGAAAACCGCCGCUGGGGGCUCCGCUAAAAAGUGAAGAUAGUAGUCUUGAAUCUGACAACCCAAAGGCUCUUUUCAGAGCCACUCACAACAUCUGUGAAAGGAGCUACACGGUCAUUUCUGUUCGGUUUAUUUUUACUUUUAAUAUGGAGAAGCUUGAACUUUGAAUCUGAGGUCAGUUAAUUACUAUCGCCUUGUUAUUGAAUACUUGUGGUUUGGAGAUGUUGAUGUUGGACUGGGGUGUAUAAAGGUAAAAAUCACGCAACACCAACUUGUAGCCCAACAAGUUUAUUUGUAUGCACUAGCUUUCGGAGCUUUCAUCACGUGCUUUUAGAAUAUAAGAUCGUAAGACAGAAUUUUUCGCAAAAGUUUGCAGUGUGAUGUAACUGAAACCAUAUAUUAAAAGAUAUCUUGUAUUGUU